Molecule: messenger RNA, 850 nt
Organism: Ilex paraguariensis (yerba mate)
Lineage: Eukaryota; Viridiplantae; Streptophyta; Magnoliopsida; Aquifoliales; Aquifoliaceae
Source: the annotation of a GenBank genome assembly
GCGCUCUCCUUUUCUGUUGCUAUUGUUUGACGAACAUUUCCAAGCACUGCUUGUGAGUAAAAGGCAGCGCGACGGCAAGAUUUCAUUCUGACCCAGGGAUAAAGAGAUGGCAAUUAACUACAUCAGAUCCUUGAGAAGCAUUGCCACACCUCAGCAGGUAGUUGGGGUGAUAGGCCGGAGAACAUUUUCUGCUGGUAAAGCAAAGAAGGGAUCUAAAGGUGGUGGGGCGACUGAUGCUCCGAAGGCAUCUACACUCAGCAAAGAAGUCAAGUCCACUACAGUUGUUGGUGCUAAUAUCCUCAAAGAUGGAACGGACCCUAAAAUCUUGGCAGACUCUGAAUACCCAGAUUGGCUGUGGCACCUGCUUGAUAAACGCCCAGCAUUGAGUGAAUUAAGAAGGAAGAAUACAGAAACUCUCCCUUAUGAGGACCUCAAACGCUUUGUCAAGUUGGAUAAUCGAGCAAGGAUCAAGGAGAACAACUCUGUCAGGGCCAAAAACUAAAAGGAAGUCUGGAAUUUAUUUGUAUUCUUUGAUGUUUCGUUGGCAUAGGAUCCUUGGGAUUGAGGAGAAAGUACAUGUGCGUUAGGAAUAACUGUAGCUCCUAGUAUUUUUCUCCCCUUGGUAAAAUCUUUAUUGAUGUUUCGAAGCUUGUGGUUAUCGAUGCUGGAAAGUAUUUUGUGGUCUGUUAUUGCUCAACACUUAUUCUCAGCUCUAUAAAUACUGGUAGACUACUUUGGAUUGUUUUUCCAUUUCAAUCAGACAGUUGAUUAGCAUUUGUCUGUAGCCUUGAAGUUGAUUAACUUUUUGUUGGUAGCCUUGAUUUCAUUGAUGGUGGGAUAAUUUUAUAGC